AUGGCAGAGCAUUUGAAAUGCGUUGGUGACCAAGCCACGCCACCUUCUGCAGUGUUCUCCAAAAAGACAUACACUAUUGCGGGAAUUCUUACCACUGUCUAUGGUUUAGAAGAACUUCCUCUGCAAGCAUCAAAUGUAGCAUGCGUCUGGCUUUUGCACCCCAGAUUGGCAUGCCAGGAGCGAAUGAGCUUAAUUGCCGCGGCGAUCCUCAGAGGAUGGAAUGGUCGGAGUCGGGAUGAACGUGCCAGUUCUGGUCAAACCAAGGGUGUAAUUGCAGUUUCAUUUGAUCAGAGAAACCACGGUACGCGGUUGAUCGACUCUCUCGCGAAUAGGACCUGGGGAGAAGGUAAUCCUCGUCAUGCGCAGGAUAUGUUCUCUAUCAUCCAGGGCACUGCUCGUGACACUUCACUGCUAAUUGACUAUAUCCCAUCAUACAUCUUUCCUACUUCAGAGCGCAAAAUCUCGGAGCAUAUUGUUCUCGGUAUUUCACUUGGGGCACACGCCGCUUGGAGCUGUAUUUUUCACGAACCCCGCAUUAGCGCUGCAGUUAUUAUGCUAGGCUGCCCUGACUAUAUUAAUCUGAUGGCUGACCGCGCACGAUCCUCAAAGCUACCCUCGUGGGUGACGUGCUACUAA
Aspergillus tanneri is the source of this 636-nucleotide messenger RNA. RefSeq lists its product as uncharacterized. The coding region runs from base 1 to 636 and encodes 211 amino acids. The record is from RefSeq and is a predicted model, not a curated record. The transcript has 2 exons. Lineage: Eukaryota; Fungi; Ascomycota; Eurotiomycetes; Eurotiales; Aspergillaceae.